CCCGCCCCGCCCCGCCUCCCCCGCUGGGCCGCCGCGUCAGGUGCCAGUCCGGAAGCUGCGAAAGCGGAUGUGGGAACAGCGGCCGCAGCCCUGGGGGCGGCGGGAGCUGCUCAGCCUCCUCCGGGCUCCCCGCGCAGCCCUCAUGUGCUGCCUUCGCUGACACCCGAAGUCCGUGGCUCUCCGCACACGGUGGGGUCGUCAGACCCGCCGCACGUGGCUGUCGAAGUCGUCGUGGGGGACCGCUGCAGCCGCCCAUGGAGAAGACCGGGCGAGGCGGGGAUGGCGCCCCCCGGGGACCGGUGCUGCACAUCGUGGUGGUCGGCUUUCACCACAAGAAGGGCUGCCAGGUUGAAUUCUCUUACCCGCCCCUGAUUCCAGGAGACGGACAUGACAGCCACACUUUACCUGAAGAAUGGAAGUAUUUGCCCUUCCUUGCCUUACCAGAUGGUGCACACAACUACCAGGAAGAUACUGUGUUUUUUCACUUGCCACCCAGAAAUGGAAAUGGAGCCACAGUAUACGGUAUCUCUUGCUAUCGACAAAUUGAAGCCAAGGCAUUGAAAGUAAGACAAGCAGAUAUCACCAGAGAGACUGUUCAGAAAAGUGUCUGUGUUCUAAGCAAGCUGCCUCUUUAUGGCUUACUUCAAGCGAAACUUCAACUCAUUACACAUGCAUAUUUCGAAGAGAAGGAUUUUUCCCAAAUUUCCAUUCUAAAGGAGCUUUAUGAACAUAUGAAUAGUUCCUUGGGAGGAGCUUCAUUAGAAGGAUCCCAAGUAUAUCUUGGUCUGUCACCUCGAGAUCUUGUCCUUCAUUUUCGGCACAAGGUCUUAAUCCUAUUUAAACUAAUUCUUCUUGAAAAAAAGGUUCUUUUUUAUAUUUCUCCAGUGAAUAAAUUGGUGGGUGCAUUGAUGACUGUGUUAUCCCUUUUUCCAGGCAUGAUUGAACAUGGUCUCAGUGACUGUUCUCAGUAUAGACCCCGGAAGAGUAUGUCUGAAGAUGGUGGGCUUCAGGAAAAUAACCCACGUGCAGAUGGUUUUGUUUCUGCAUCCACUUCUGACAUUUCACAUACCAACUUGGAAACUGUCCGGAGAGUAAUGGCAGGAAACCAUGGAGGAGAGGCUGUCAUGAAGACUGAAGAGCCUUUGCUCCAAGGAGAAGACAGCAGCAAAGGGCAGGAACCCAAUGAUACCAAUCAAUAUUUGAAACCUCCAUCUCGCCCAUCUCCAGAGUCUUCAGAAAGUGACUGGGAAACUUUGGAUCCUAGUGUUUUAGAGGACCCCAAUUUGAAAGAAAGGGAACAGCUGGGAUCAGACCAGACAAACUUAUUUCCAAAGGACUCUGUCCCCUCAGAGAGUCUUCCAAUUACUGUACAACCUCAAGCUAAUACAGGGCAAGUGGUCCUGACACCAGGGCUCAUUUCCGGUUUGGAAGAGGAUCAGUAUGGCAUGCCCCUGGCCAUCUUCACAAAGGGAUAUCUGUGUUUGCCUUACAUGGCAUUGCAGCAGCAUCAUCUUCUCUCCGAUGUCACCGUUAGGGGAUUUGUUGCUGGAGCUACUAACAUCCUUUUUCGACAACAGAAACACCUCAGUGAUGCCAUUGUGGAAGUACGUUUAUGUGUAGAAGAAGCUCUGAUCCAGAUUCAUGAUCCAGAACUCAGGAAGCUGCUUAACCCAACCACUGCAGACCUAAGGUUCGCAGAUUACCUAGUGAGGCACGUGACUGAGAAUCGGGAUGACGUCUUCCUAGAUGGCACGGGCUGGGAGGGAGGUGACGAAUGGAUCCGGGCCCAGUUUGCGGUCUACAUUCAUGCCCUGCUGGCUGCCACACUGCAGUUAGAUAAUGAAAAGAUAUUAUCGGACUAUGGGACAACCUUUAUUACGGCAUGGAAGAAUACUCACAACUACAGGGUGUGGAACAGCAACAAGCAUCCUGCACUUGCAGAAAUAAAUCCAAACCAUCCAUUUCAAGGCCAAUACUCAGUUUCAGACAUGAAGUUAAGAUUCUCACAUUCUGUUCAGAAUAGUGAACGUGGCAAAAAAAUUGGAAACGUCAUGGUCACAACUAGCCGGAAUGUUGUACAAACAGGAAAAGCUGUUGGCCAGUCAGUUGGAGGAGCUUUUUCCAGUGCAAAGACAGCUAUGUCUUCAUGGCUUUCUACUUUCACUACUUCCCCCUCCCAGAGUCUCACUGAGCCACCGGAUGGGAAGCCUUAAGCAAGGUGCCAGAGGCUGCUGUUGCUUUCUGAGGUUUAAGUGUCCCCUGUCUGUCUGCUGCUCCCAGGCUGUUGUUUAUCAGCCACAGAUUCACAGCAGGGGACCAUAUGUCGAACUGUUUACAUGGACGGUUGCUCUAUGUGAAUGUUUUGGGAUGCCGAAAUGAUGAAAUCACAGCCGUAGCAGGGAUGGCUUUCCAGGUUGGAGUUUCAAUUGACUACUUUUAUUUUAGUCUGAGCCUGAUUAAAACAUACAACGAACCUUCUAA
Molecule: messenger RNA, 2481 nt
Organism: Saimiri boliviensis boliviensis (Bolivian squirrel monkey)
Lineage: Eukaryota; Metazoa; Chordata; Mammalia; Primates; Cebidae
Gene: AVL9
Product: AVL9 cell migration associated
Cellular component (GO): cytoplasm
Source: RefSeq, a predicted model, not a curated record